ACGAAUCUGACGCAGACAAUCGUCGUGUUGCUAAUAUCAUCGAAUAUCUCAAUAAAUGCCAUUUGUUUUUGCGUAUUUCCGGAGGGAUGACCGGAUUGUCAAUGCAUUAGAAGUGCUAAAUGGUUGAUUUUGUUUUUACAUUGCUGAGUGUACAGGGAAACUGCUGAACUUGCAUUGAGCAAGUUGAAGUAUCAGCAAGGAUAAAGAGAAGUUGAAGUGUGCCUACUUUUUCAUUCGAUUCCAAUAGAUCAUUUUGAUCGAGCUUAUGGAUGCCAUGCUUGUUGGAUUUUCUGCAUGACAUGCACAUUAGUGGUGAAGAUAGCACUGCAAUAAAAAUGCGGUCAACAGUUGAGUAGGUACCUACCUGGAACCCGUGGCCUGGUACUUACCGAAACUACCUACUCUCAUGUUGAGCCAUGCUUGGAUUUAUUACUAGACAGCUAAUAAGACAAGAAGUGGGCUUGUAUUUUACUUGAAGUAAGAAGCUACAGCAAGACAUGACAUCCCAAAGUAUUGAAAUCUUCAGACAUGUGUUGUGGACGUCAGUCACUGGAGGGUGGUUCUAUGAUCCGCAUCAAAAUGUUAUUAUUAACACAAUUCAGCUCUACUUUUGGAUUUUGUUACUAUGUGCACCAUUUCUUAUUACAAUGUAUUCAUCAAGAUCCACAACAAUCUGGGCCAUCUAUUGUACCUGUGUCUUCAUUAUAUUCAGUGUCAUCAAGUUCAUCAACUACCAGCUGCACAAAAUGUAUGACACAUCAGAGUAUGUUGAAGAAAAGGGAGAGCCUGAACCAUCCACUGACAAAGAAAAAGCAAGCGGCGCCGCGGACAGUAUUGAGCUCUCCGUGCUGGAGGGCGCCCGGUCGGGACCGACGGCCGACACUCCUCCAGUGGACUGCAGCUCACGGAACUCUGCGCACGAGCUGGGCGCGGCACAGUCGCCCACCAGUCGCCGGCCGCACCCGGCCACAGUCAGCCAGACGUACGGCGCGGAGACCAUCGAUCUGCACGCUGACGUGCACCAGAUGGAGGGCGGUCUCUCCGUGCCGCGGGAGGUGUCUGCCAGCCAGCGGAUACAGCACCGGCUCCGUUCGCCGACCAGUAUCGCAGACCACCCGAUUGAUCUCAUCUCGGAGCUUCCUGAGGACAAGCUGGAGCAGGACCACACCAACCUGGCCCGGCUGUCUGACCAGACGUCCGGCGGUGACCACAUGCCGUCCAGUCUGUCUCUCGGCCUGGUGACUCCCUCGGAGGUGGAGCAUAUUCGAGAGUCGGGCAUCUUCGACCUGCCGGCGCUACUCUCGGCCGUUCGCGAGCGAGUCCAAAACACGAUGCCGUCGGGGUAUUUCCGUCGCACCCUGUCCGUGUCGGACACGACGGCGGCUCGCCAGGCCGACCAGCUGGCCCUCGGCCACUCGCUGGUCGAGCUGCGACACUCGCGACCCGGGCCCGGAUUCUCGCUGCCGCCGCCGCAGCCGCCGGCGCGAUACCCGCAGACUGAGGUGCUGCCGCAGGGCCGCUCGGAGGCCGCCGAUGCCGACCAGAGCGGCAGCGAGGACGAGGCGCGCGGCAGCGACUCGCCGCUGCUCGGAGACCAGUGUGACGGGGGUGAGUGGACGCGCUCCGCCGCCGGAGCCGGAGCCGGAGCCGCUGCCUCCCGGAGUCCCAGCCGGGCCGAGCCGGAGGAGGAUGACGUCAGUCUGCACAGCCUCACCGGGGUGGAUCGGCUCUUCUGCGAUGAGCGGGAAUCGGACGGCCCGGUUAUGUCGACCGCGGAGCAGGGAGCCGUGCCCAAGGACAGGUCCCAUCGGUCGCGUGCGUACGCUGAGGCCGGCCGCUCGGACUCGGGUCGGGAGAGGCGCCACGGAGGACACCACGGCGCCAGGUCACGGGACGGCCUCAGAGGCUCGUUGGGGAGCCGGCAGCGCCGCUCGUCGAGUCCCCGUCGGGUGUGUCGCCGCCGACGGCCCGCCGGUACCGACGACAUGCUGCCGGCGCAGAGCAGCGUCAUGCUCUCGGCGGCCGCCGGCGGCACCCACCUGGCCACCUCGCAUGACGAUACUACAGAGGGGGCCGUGCAUUACUUUCAGGCUGCUGCCAGUACCGUGCCGUCCUGUCCUCAGUCCUUCGUUCGGUCUCCGUGUGCCAGCGUGGGGCGCCGGCUGUACCGCUAUGGAUCCGUCCUCCCGUUCAUUCCCUUUCCUUUGCUCCGCUUACUGUCGACGGAAUCUCCUGACAAGGACGAGUUCGGCCACUGGCUGGCCUACACGUUCGACGGCAGGGGCGUGGGCGUGGCGGCGGCGGCGGCCAGCCCGGUGGCCGCGGACAGCGACUGGUCCGUCCACUCGGCGCUGCUCGACUCGGCCGGACUGAAACUGGCGGCGGCGGCUGCCGGCGGAGCGGCCGGCGCGGCCCUCGACUGCGGUCCGGCGGGCGACGGCGGCGACCCGGGCGGCCCGCUGCUGCACUACCUGCACUCCAGCCUGGGCCUGGAUACGGCGGCGCCGUCCAGUCCGCCGCUGCCGCCCAAACACCACUACCGGCUACACGUGGGCGGCGCGGUCUGGCUCAAGGUGCGGUUCGAUCGUCUGGCGCUGUUGGCACUACUCGACCGCAACGUCACCCGGCUGGAGAACCUGCUGUCGGUGCUGCUGGCGCUGCUGACGUCCCUGCUGGCCGCCGCGCUCCUCCACACAGACUUCUACGACGACCUGGGCGUCUUCUUCUUCAGCUUCGCCGUGGCCUCCAGCCUGUACUCGCUGGUGAAGAGCGUGCAGCCGGACGCGGCGUCGCCGACGCACGGUCAUAACCGUCUGGUGGCGUUCGGUCGGCCGCUGUACUUCUGUCUGCUCACCGGCCUCACGCUGCUGCUGCUCAGGUGGCGCGCAGACGGCGGAGGGACUCAGUCCGACACCGCCGGGCUGCGGCUGUACGGUCUGCGACUGACUGCCGCGCCGAUCCUGGAGACGGCGCUGCAGCUGCUGCGCUACCUGCUGCUGCUGCUGCCGCUGCUGCACACGGCCGGCCUGCUGCCCCAGGUGGACACAUUCGCCAUGUACCUGCUGGAGCAGUUCGACAUCCACCUGUUCGGCGGCACGGCCUGCACCAGUCUGCCGGCGGCCGUGUAUGCCGCCGCGCGCAGCCUGCUCGCUGUGGCCGCGCUGUAUGGGUUCGCGUACGGCGGGCUGCGGGAGAACGGUGACGAGCCGACGGCGCAGCACAUCCUGUUCAGCAUCUUCUGCGGGCUGCUGGUGGCGCUCAGCUACCAUCUGAGCCGCAGCACCAGCGACCCGCAGCUGCUGGUCAGGGUUCUCAGUCGGUAUCUACGUCAGGAGCUGGAGGAGGAGCCGCCGCGGACUGGAGACACCCCCGAGGAGCCCGUCGAUCCUCUCCCCGAGAAGCUGCUGCAGACGGCGCGUGUUCGACUGAAGUCGGACGGCCUGGCGUGCACCAUCAUCGGCGUCAUGGUGUUCGCCGUCCACUGCAGCACGGUGUUCUCUGCGCUGGGCCCGGAGCUGCAGCUGGCAUUGUGGUCCCUCCCAAUCGUCACCGGCCUGCUCGUACACUACCUGAUACCUCAGCUGCGAAAACAAGUCCCCUGGCUGUGCGUGGCGCACCCGAUCCUGCGCGCCGCCGAGUACCGACAGUUCGAGGUGACGGAGCCGGCGCGUAUCACAUGGUUCGAGAGGCUCUACGUGUGGCUGUGCUCACUGGAGAGGAACGUGCUCUAUCCUCUGGUGGUGCUAAGUGCACUGACCGUGGAGAGCCCGCGUCUGGUGGACAAGUUCGGUCUCGAGUGGGCCACCCUGCUGGUGGUGGUGUGUGGUUUGAAGUGUCUCCGUGCUGCCUAUACGGACACCAGCUACACGUACCUCGUGCUCGUCUUCACGCUGCUGCUCUUCAGGAUGGACUGGGCGGCGGCGUCAGAGACCAUGCUGGUCGACCUGUUUGUCAUGUUCAUCGCCUUCGAUAAGGUUCGCGACUUCCUGCUCAAGAUCCAGUUUGUCACCACGUACAUUGCGCCGUGGCAGAUCACCUGGGGAUCGGCGUUCCACGCGUUCGCGCAGCCCUUCUCGGUGCCCCACUCUGCGAUGUUGUUCGCGCAGGCGGCUGUGUCAGCGGCUCUGUCCGGCCCUCUCAGUCCCUUCCUCGGCUCUGCUGUGUUCAUCUCGUCUUAUGUACGUCCGGUCAAGUUUUGGGAGAGGGACUACAACACCAAACGGGUGGACCACAGCAACACGCGGCUGGCGCUUCAUUUGGACAGGAGUCCCGGCGCCAACGAUAACAACCUGAACUCCAUCUUCUACGAGCACCUGACCCGGUCGCUGCAGCACUCGCUCUACGGAGAUAUCAUGCUGGGUCGGUGGGGCGUGGUGUCCCAGGGCGACUGUUUCGUGCUCGCCUCCGACUACCUCAACUGUCUGGUGCACAUCAUUGAGCUCGGUAACGGCCUGGUGACGUUCCAAGUGCGCGGCCUGGAGUUCCGCGGCACCUACUGCCAACAGCGAGAGGUCGAGGCCAUCACUGAGGGCGUCGAGGAGGACGCAGGGUGCUGCUGCUGCGAGCCGGGUCACCUUCCUCACAUCCUGUCGGCCAACCAGAUCUUCAACCAGCGCUGGCUGGCCUGGGAGGUGGCCGCCGCGCGCUACGUGCUGGAGGGGUACAGCAUCUCCGACAACUCGGCCACCUCCAUGCUGCAAGUGUUCGACCUCAGAAAGGUGCUCAUCACUUACUACGUCAAGAGUAUCAUCUUCUACGCGCUGCGCUCUACCAAGCUGGAGCAGUGGCUGUCGAGGGAGGAGAUCAUGUCGCACGUGCUGGAGCACACCACCAGCCCCGGCUUCGUGGACGUCGACCCCAUCUUCAACAUGAACAUCGACGAGGACUACGACUUCCGCGCGUCAGGCAUCACCCGCAACAGCUUCUGCAACGUCUACCUCGAGUGGAUCAAGUACUGCGUCCAGCAGCGCGACAAGGCGAUGGAGUGCACGUGCGACUCUCCGGUGGUGUCUCUGUGCCUGGCGCUCAGUCUGCUGGGCCGACGGACACUCAGCGACGCCUCACACCACUCCAUCUCCAGCGUGGAGUUUUUCCUGUACGGUCUGCACGCGCUGUUCAAGGGCGACUUCCGGAUCACCUCUUUGCGAGACGAGUGGGUGUUCUCGGACAUGGACCUGCUGCGCAAGGUGGUGGCGCCCGGCAUCCGAAUGUCGCUCAAACUCCACCAGGACCACUUCAUGUCGCCCGAGGACUACGAGAAGCCCAGCUGUCUGUACGAGGCGAUCCGCUCCCAUGACGAGAAGCUGGUCAUCUCCCACGAGGGUGACCCGGCCUGGAGGAACGCGGUGCUCUCCGGGGUACCCUCUCUGCUGGCUCUGCGACACAUUCUGGACGACGGCGCCGACCAGUACAAGAUCAUCAUGCUGAACAAGCGCCAGCUCAGUUUCCGCGUCAUCAAACUGAACAGGGAGUGUGUGAGAGGGCUGUGGGCCGGUCAGCAGCAGGAGCUCAUCUAUCUGAGAAACAGGAACCCCGAGAGAGGCAGCAUACAGAACGCCAAACAGGCGCUGCGGAACAUCAUCAACUCGUCGUGCGACCAGCCGAUCGGCUACCCCAUCUACGUGUCACCCCUGACCACCUCCUAUGUGGAGACGCACGCGCAGAUCAGCCGGAUUGUGGGCGGGCCCAUCAGCUUCGGCUGGGUCAAGCGCCGCCUGCUGGCCGCCUGGCAGCGGCUGUGCGCGCGCUGCGGCGAGGGCUGUGUGUCCGGCGGCAGCGUGCUCCAGGAGGAUGGCGUGCGCUACAUCGCACACCCCUGCUCCGUCCAGAUGGCGACGUUCGCGGUGUCGGGCAGCCAGGAGAUGGGCGGCGGCAGCGGCCGCGGCAGCCUGGGUCCGCGCUCGGCCGGUACCUUCCCACAGCACCUGGUCGCCCCGCCGGGGGUCAAACCCACCUCUGCCACCCUGCCGGCGCUCUCUGGCGCGUACCCCGUCCCGUGCGCCGGCCGGGCGGGCCGCAGCCUGCCGCCGCCGCGCCGGCCCGGCGCCGCGACUGCCGCCGGAGGAGCCGCCGCGCCGGACGUGUCCCCGGUGCUGAUGCUGUACCCGACGGCGACGGCGGCGGCCAGUCCGGCGCGGGCCAGGGUGCGCCAGGUCCGCUCUGGCAGCCCGGCGGCGACCGCUGGAGGGGUGACGGCGCCCCAGCCCCGGCUGCCGCUGGGGUCCACAGCCAAGCUGGUGGACGGCGGCGUGGUGUACGACAGCAUCAACCAGGGCCGGCGUGUGGACGUGCUCUGGCCCGACGACCGGUGGCGGCAGCGCGGCGGAAAGAACGCCUGGGGCGCCUGGCUGCCGGACGGCCGCUGCGGCACCGUGGUCCACUACUGGUGUCCGUCCCACCCCGACAGGCGGUACAGGUCACACGUGGACCGUACCAUCCUCCUGCUGGAGAUGGAGGGCAACUACGUACCGGUGGCCGAGGUGGGCUGUCAGCCGGCCGAUCCGGCCGCCUCGCUCUCCUCCAUCACCGAGCCGGAGCGAGCGGUGGAGGUGUGACCCCGGCCCCGCGGCGCCGGCGCGCACACCUCUCCCAGCUACUUUGUCAUGCACAGACUGUGAUAGCGUCCGGCGCGCGCCGCUGCUGCUGCCGCUGGGCGACCGCGCUGCCCGUCCGGCAGACUGCGUCCGCUCGUGUUUUUACAGGGCCCUGUUACGGCGCGUGUGCUGUGUGUUGGACGGACGCAGUGCAGCCAUUCCUGAGUGGAAGGUGGUCUCGACCGGUGUGGGGAGUCAGUGGACAGAAGAGUGCGCCGGUUUUAUUAUUGUCAUUAUUUUGGUAUUAUUAUCGUCUGUACCAGGAGUUAUGUUAGAGCUGCUGUGAGUUUGAUGUUGCCUUGGCGUGCCACACAUGAGCUCACCGGUUUGUUGUCAUGUUAUCUGAUGCAGUACCGUGGCGUGGUCCGAUGGUAGGACCCGAGUGCAGGCGGCAGAGACCAGGGCGCGGGUGUGGGUACCGGGGGCGUUUUGUUACACAUGUUUGAGCGAAGUCCGUACUUAAAUAUCGAAGUAUUGUGCCCCAUUUGCCAAUGAAGGGCAACACUGAAAUACAACGCUGUUUUUAAAAAG
Molecule: messenger RNA, 7124 nt
Organism: Amphibalanus amphitrite
Lineage: Eukaryota; Metazoa; Arthropoda; Thecostraca; Balanomorpha; Balanidae
Product: pecanex-like protein 1
Exons: 27
Coding region: 498-6554 (2018 amino acids)
Biological process (GO): endoplasmic reticulum organization
Cellular component (GO): membrane; endoplasmic reticulum
Source: RefSeq, a predicted model, not a curated record